UAGAAAAUUAACGGAAGAAGACUGCCGAAGCUGUCCGAGUAGAUCCCGAGCCGAGCUCUCUAAACGUCAGCUGAGGGGAAAACCCCAAUUCGGCUCAGAACACCCGUCGUUUUCUUGCUUCCUUGUUCGAGGGGGCUCUCACGGACUUUUCGUUGUAGGGCCAUAAAGGGGAACUGUUGUUGUUGCGUGACUUGGUAGCAGUUUGAGCGACAAGGAUGCCGUCGUUGCUCUUCUGCGGCCCCAAAAUGGCUGCUUGUGGCAUCGUUAUCAGUAUCUGGGGCGUCAUCAUGCUGGCAAUGCUGGGGAUCUUCUUCAGCGCCAAGUCAGCCGUGCUUAUUGAGGACGUCCCAUUUACUGAGGAGGACAUUCGCAAUGAUCAACACCCUCCUCAGACUAUCUACGGUCUGUACAGCCAGGUCGGCAUCAAUUGCUUCAUCGCGGCCGGCGUCUACGUGGCAGUGGGCGCAGUGUCCUUAUGCCAGGUUCGACUCAACAAGCGGCAGGAGUACAUGGUGACAUAAUUUGGCUGGCCCCACCCCUCGCUGCCUAUCCAUUGGCUGAAGAAAAUGUAUUCCAAGUUUGGUGUUCAAACCGUGUAAUUUAUUGCAAGUUUGGUGUUCGUGUAGUCAUUCCUUCAUACUGUUAUGACCUUGUCAACAUUCAUUUCCAAAUUAAAACGUGAGAGGCGUGGAUGUCCAAGUAAAAGAUAAGUGGCUUUGUGUGGAAAUAAAGAUGACAAAAUCUUAA
Corythoichthys intestinalis (scribbled pipefish) is the source of this 747-nucleotide messenger RNA. Its product is annotated as ribonuclease kappa-B. The transcript has 3 exons. Bases 216 to 521 code for a protein of 101 amino acids. Gene Ontology annotation, molecular function: RNA endonuclease activity. Gene Ontology annotation, biological process: nucleic acid metabolic process. The record is from RefSeq and is a predicted model, not a curated record. Lineage: Eukaryota; Metazoa; Chordata; Actinopteri; Syngnathiformes; Syngnathidae.